Messenger RNA from Dreissena polymorpha, 5628 nucleotides. Its product is annotated as polyhomeotic-like protein 2. Bases 122 to 2836 code for a protein of 904 amino acids. NCBI's taxonomy places the organism in Eukaryota, Metazoa, Mollusca, Bivalvia, Myida, Dreissenidae. Gene Ontology annotation, cellular component: PRC1 complex. Gene Ontology annotation, molecular function: protein binding. The transcript has 19 exons. The record is from RefSeq and is a predicted model, not a curated record.
AAUGAUACUGACACCGAUCAAAACUGGGUCAGACAUGGCGGCUUAAAGAACCAAAACAAAGACGUUAUUAUCUGAUUUACACUUUCAUUCCGUUGUGUCCAUGAAGGCAUGAUUAUAGACGAUGGCAGAUAGUCAGCAACAAUCACAACAACAACAGCCCUCUCAUCAACCACAGCUGCAGCAGCAACAACAGCAGCAGCAAAAUAAUCCUGUUCAACAACAAGCAGUGAGACAGAUGAGUCAGCAAAAUCAGCAGACUGGUUCCCCAGCUGUACAGCAUGCUGCUGGGAACCAGACAAGUCAACAACAACAACAGCAACAACAACAACACCCGCAGCAGCAAGCCAUACAGCCCCAGCCCAUUCAGCCUCAACAGCAGCAACAACCCCAGAAUAUCCAGCCCCAACCACAGCAGCAGAAUCUUCAUCAUCAACAGCAUCAGCAGCAGCUACAGCAACAGGCCAUCCAGCCUCAGCAGAUUCAGUCCCUUCCACAAUUGCAGAUAGCCCCUCAGCAGCAGCAUGUGAUGCCCAACCUGCACACGAUGACGUCGGUUCCUCUAAGCAUGGCCAUGUCUGGCAACCCCAUGACUGCCAGCCUCACAGGCGGAAACCUUCGGCCACAGAUAGGCCAGCUGCAACAGGUACAGGUGAUACAGCAGAGUCCCACAUACAUGCCGGCACAAUUCGCCUACAACCCACAGCAACAGCAGCUCAUGCUGCAGAACAUGCAAGCGGCCAUGCAUAUGAGCAUGAACCCACAGCAGUUGAACAUGGCCAACAUGGUGGCAAUGCAGAACAGACCAAACACAGGCAUGUUCACGCCUGGGGCCAUAUCCAUGUCUCAGGCACCUUCCACUCCUACGUCUGGAACGUUUGUGACAAUAUCGUCUGCACCAGUCAGUCAGCCCAUCACCACGACAACCAGUACUGGCGCUGUGCAGGGCAAAAGUGCCAACAGCAAGCAACAGUCUCAGCAGCAACAACAACAGAAUCAGCAACAACAGCAUCAACAGCAGCAGCAACAACAGCAGUUACAUACAAUGGGGCAGGUACAGCAGGCUCAAGCCACCGCCAUGAUAGGUGGGAAACCAAUCAUCUUAGGACAGGCUGGCUCCCUCUUGCAAGGCCAGAUAGGUGUGAUAUCAGCUGGCCAGCUCCAGACAACACAGGCCUACGCAACCGGUCAGACCUUUGGACAGUUGCAAUCCAAGCCUGGUCAGCAGAUCAACCUCGGGGCCAGCACAGGUCAAGGUCAGAUCCAGCUCAACGGGUCCCAGGGGGGCAUCCGGUUCUCUCAAGGUCAGCUGGUCAGCAACGGUGGCAGUGCCCAGCUGAUCACGUCCCAGCCCGUGUUCACCAAUCAGAUGAUACAGGCCAUGUCCCAGCUGCAGCACUUCCAGCCACAGACACCCAUCAUGCUGACCCAGGGACAGCCCCCCACCCUCACCUCAGGUCAGAAGCUGUACAUUAACCCAGUUCAGACCCAGAACCUGAUGACUGGAGUGGCCACCAUGAACACUGCCUUCAAAAGUCCCACACCACAGACUGUACAGAAUGUUGCAUUGCCUAUUCAGAAGCAGACGACAGCCGCCCAGACUGGCAAGGUGCUUCUUCCAUCCAUGUCUAAAACCACCUCCACAGCUAAAGUGCCCCCAAACAGCGCCUCUGUUGGGGCCGCAAAAUCCCCCAGUGGUCAAACUCUCAAUAAAAACAAGGGGCGUCCCAAAGGUAGUGGGAAAUCAUCCCCAGCCAUGUCUUCACCUUCUUCUGCCAGUCAAGGAAAGCCAGACUCCUCCCCUAGCCAGUCCAAGCCAGCCACGCCCACUGUUGGCGGGUCACCUGACCAGAAGAGGGAGUCGGACUCGGAGUUUGACGGGCCCAGAAAGUCCAUCAAUGAGGACCAACUGUCCGCUGCCCAGCGCCCAUACAACGAGGAUCCACCUGGCAUUGCCAAGAAUGAGAAACUGUCGGACAAGCUCUUAUUAAACCCUGACUACCGUCCCAGCAUCAUAGCAUCUGAUCAACCUGUAGAGCGACAGCGGGCCAUUGUGAAACCCCACAUCCUCACUCAUGUGAUCGAGGGUUUCGUCAUACAGGAGGGGCCAGAACCAUUCCCGGUUCAAAGGUCAUCCCUGCUGACUGAGUUCAUUCCACCAAAGCCUGGUCAGCCUGUAGAGCAGUCCUCUCUUAUCUCUAUGGAGGAUGAAGAGUUGGAGCAAGAAGGGGAGACAAGCCACGAAGAGUCCGGUCCCAUGUCCGGGCCAUUGCAAUGCGAGAUCUGUAACACGAUUUUCUCAAGUUUGAACCCCAUUCAGCGUUUCUGCUCAAAAUCAUGCGCUAAGCGUUACAACGUAGGCUGUUCAAAACGUCUUCAGCACUUCCCCGGCAAAACCAAAGAUUCUGGUCGGGCCUUGAAAAGGAAGCGGAAAGGAAAGAAAUCCUGGGGAGGAAGCAGGCACACAAGCUCUGGAUCUAUGGCUGGUCCAGACAUGGAGGACCAGAGCAGCUCGGUGAGUCAGGACACCCCGUCACCCUCGACAACACCCGACCUUCAGGUCACAACCUCGUCUCCUGAACAGCAGAGGUCAGGGAACAGCGAGUAUGCCCCGCCCAACACUAGUCCCAGAAAGUGGAAUGUGCAGGAGGUCUAUGAGUUCAUCCGUAACCUGCAGGGCUGCUCUAUGUACGCGGAGGAGUUCCGUUCCCAGGAGAUUGACGGCCAGGCCCUGCUGUUGCUGAAAGAGGACCACCUCAUGACCACCAUGAACAUGAAGCUGGGACCCGCACUCAAGAUCUGUGCACGCAUCAACACCAUUAAAGAGGAAACAGGUUGAAACUUGGAAGCUGGGACCGGGGCUCAAUUUCUGUGCACGCAUCAACGCCAUUAAAGAGUAAACUGGUUGAUGACCACGAUGAAUAUGUACAUACAAUGUAAUAGAUAAUAUUACUAAGUUAAGACUGAGACUGGUUUAUGGCUUCAAGAGUAAAUAUUAACGCCAUUGAAGAGGAGACUGGUUGAAUGUUACUGAAGUGUUUUUUGAGACUUGAUGAACCUUUUGAUGUGAAGUAAUUCAAGUUCAUGAGGCUUGUUGAUUGAAACUGGGUCAUUUAGUAGUAAUAUUGUGCAUUUUCUACAUAUGAUUGAGAAUGAAGUAGAUAAACAAUAUGUAGUACUUACAUGUGUACAUACAUUGUAAUAGAUAACAUUACUAAGUCCAGACUGAAGCUGGGACCCGCACUCAAGAUCUGUGCACGCAUCGAUACCAUAAAAGAGGACCCCAGUUGAAGCUUACUGGAUUGUUUUGUUGGAACUUUGUAAACCUUGUAAAUUUGUGCAGAUUUGUGCAGCUUCAACAUAGGAUAUGGAAUGAACUAGAUUUAAAUGAUACGUGAUAAAUUUGAUGUGGUUUUUAAAUGCUAUAUAUAUUUAAAUAGGUGCAUUUUCGAAACUCUGGUAACAAAAUCAGGGGGGAAAUUUCUCCCGAACUCCUUUAUUCUUUUCCCACUCAGAAGCCAAGUGAAAUUGGCUAUGUUCAAACAUCAUAAAAUCAGACUGUUAAGGUGUCAUGCUGUUUGCUGCUCAUCAGUAUCUAAGAAAUAAAACCUUUAAAACUUGACUUUAGUAAGAAAGGUUUUUAAUUAAAUUUAACUUUCUAUUAGCAAGUUUGUGAAACAUAACUGUACAUAAGCAUAGUUGAUACGCUGCUCAAUGUAAUAGUCAAGAUUUAAAGCAGUGUUUUUAAGUUUGAGUGAGUUGUGAAUUUUAGCAUUUUCAUUAUGUUGUGGCUUGUUUAUGUGUACAUAAUUUAAAUACAUGUUGUGCCAUUUGUGUUCAUUAUAUAUAGAUGCAUGUCAUCUUAUUAAUGUUGUAAUAAAUGUCAUUGAAAUUGGCUUAUUUUCAUUUAAUAUUAGAACAUUGGUUUGGGCAUGUUAUUUCAAUUGAAACAAUGUGACUUAACUGUUCUAGAUUAUUAAUGUUAAAAGAUAAUCACUAAUGCAACUUUUGCUGUAACAAAAACAAUGUCAUCAUUAUGUGCCUUUCAAGGAUAUAUUUUAUAAACAUGGCCUCAGUUGCAUUAUUUGACAUUGGGUUAUGAGAGUUACUUGUUGUGAGUGCAAUUGUCAGCUCAGAAGACCCUUGAUAUAAGCUCUUACAAGAAUUCUUGCAAUUUAAUGAAUUGUACUAAACAAGAUACUGGUGUAAAAGGGUUUAUUGAAAUUGCCUUUUGUAGGCUCCUACAUGUUUAACUGGAGGUGGUUUUGGGUCAACCCUCCUGUCAUCAUGUAUGUUUAGCCAUCUAUCCAUCUAGGUGUCUGUCCGUCUGUCCAUGGGCAAAACUUUCUAAAAACUUCUGAAGUUACUAGACUAAAUCUUGGUAUACUUUUAAAGGACACGGUCAUUAAUAAUGCAACCCCUUUUUCUUUUAAGUUCCAAGAGCAGAUCCCUGCUACUAAAUUAUUAACAAGCUUUUAAAUUAUUGUAACACAUAAAGUACAUAAGAUAUCAACAUGAAACUUGGUAUACACAAUCAGUUAUAGGUUUUCUGAAUGUCUGUGAGUCCCUUUCUCUACCUUCCUCUAAAAAGAAAUACCUUGAAAAGUACAAAGAAUAUUACUAUGAAACUUUGUGUACAUCUUAAGCGAUAAAGAAGUUUAUACAUGACCCCUCAUCCUUCAUUUCUGCACACUUCAGGUGACUGUUAAUAAAAAAAGAUAUGCACAAAAUAAUGCCUUUUUUUUCUAAAGGUAGGUAAGAUAUAAUUAUGAUACAUCAACAUACAUGUGAUACAUAUGAACAAAAAUGUGACAUUACUAUGUACACCCUUGUUUUAUUAGAUGAAAAAUGCCUAGGGGAUGUUAGAAACAAAUUGAAAUCUUGCUAUGCUAAAUGGUAAUUGAAUUUCAUUAUGUUACAUAAGUGUACAGGUAAAGGACCACAUGUUGGUUGCUCAUUCUUAAUUGGUACGACUUUUCAUUUGAUCGGUAGGGGAAUCUGUGAUCUCCUGCAAUUCUGUCGAACCUUGUUGUAAAUGUAUUUGUGUACCCUACGUAUUGUUGUGUUUUGCUAUGAAUUAAAAAUCAGCAUUAUUUAGUCUUAAUAUUCAAAGAAAUUAAUUUAACUACCAUUUCUUUAACCAUAAAUCAUGCAUCAUGAACAUAGCUACCUUUUUAGUGUUUUAAUGUAUUAUAUUGAUGAAUGUUAAUGAAGGUUUUGUGCUACCUAUUUUGCAUCAAAGUAUAUUAUAUGUAUUAUUCUUUCACCAAAGCUCAUGUAAUUAUAACAAAGAAUUCUUUUCCACUAUGGGUAUUUUGUACAUUUUCGACUGUCAUUCAUUUUGAAAUACAAUAAACAAACUGUUGAUUUCAUUUUUUAACACUGGCAUGUUUCUUUUGUUCGAAACCUAACUUUUAACGCGAUCAUGUUUCUGUUGUCUGAAACUGAACUUAUAAAUAUAGGUGUUUUUAUUCACAGGCUAAUUCAACUUUACUCAGAACAGUGUUUGACUGUUACAAGGUGCACAUAUUUUACCUGAUAGCCAUGUUUAUUAUAUUGGUGCUUUUGUGAUUAUAUUGUGUUAUGUACGUAUAUUUAAAAAAUAGAAUAAUUAAAAACUAUCAGAUACAA